ACUUCUCAUUUUAGUCUUUUAUCAGAUUCACUUUUCUACAAGAAAAUGGUUUUGGCCAGUGCACACAACUCCCUAUCUAUCUGUACUGUGUUUGUUAGCCUGUAUUGCUAACAAAUGCUAUGCUGUCAACGUGAACCAGGCGAGGAUGGUAUUUUAAGACCUGCUAUUUUAAAUGGUUGGUUUGAAUGGAUCGCACAAUAUGACAGGCUUUUGGCGUGAUGAUUGACCUCCGAGCCUGGGCCGAGUACGUGGUGGAAUGGGCCGCCAAAGACCCGUACGGCUUCCUCACGACGGUGAUCCUCGCUCUCACACCGCUCUUCAUCGCCAGCGCCCUGUUGUCCUGGAAACUGGCCAAGAUGAUCGAGGCGCGCGAUAAGGAGCAGAAGAAGAAGCAGAAACGUCAGGAGAACAUCGCAAAAGCCAAGAGGGCCAAGAGGGACUAAGACUGAGAGCCUGUGAUGAGGAUUAUAAAGACGUACCAGAGUCCUCCCUCCUCAUCAGAGACGCAGGGAGCCAGUAGGGGGCCUCAGCGAGCGCAGAGGGACGGAGCUGCCCACAGGAUGCUUGCCCCAUUGGGAGGGUCAGAUUGGACAUGUGGUCAGCUUUAAGAAGAUUCACUGUCCAGCUGUUGUGACACAUUGCAUUCCAUUGUUGGUACUGCUGUUAAUGUUAAUAUCGUUUUGUAAGUUAAUAACAACAUGUUCAAAAUAACUUUUAACCAAUAAAACAUAUUUUCUUGUUAUA
Boleophthalmus pectinirostris (great blue-spotted mudskipper) is the source of this 744-nucleotide messenger RNA. RefSeq names its product small integral membrane protein 15 (gene smim15). NCBI's taxonomy places the organism in Eukaryota, Metazoa, Chordata, Actinopteri, Gobiiformes, Gobiidae. The record is from RefSeq and is a predicted model, not a curated record. The transcript has 2 exons. The coding region runs from base 219 to 443 and encodes 74 amino acids.